Messenger RNA from Impatiens glandulifera, 3411 nucleotides. RefSeq names its product nardilysin-like. NCBI's taxonomy places the organism in Eukaryota, Viridiplantae, Streptophyta, Magnoliopsida, Ericales, Balsaminaceae. Gene Ontology annotation, cellular component: cytosol. Gene Ontology annotation, biological process: proteolysis. The record is from RefSeq and is a predicted model, not a curated record. The coding region runs from base 77 to 3136 and encodes 1019 amino acids. The transcript is spliced from 19 exons. Gene Ontology annotation, molecular function: metalloendopeptidase activity; metal ion binding.
ACUAUUACCUGUGUGCGGCGGUGCAAGUUUAGGCUAGGCAUCAGGAAGUGAGAAAGAUACUUAGAAGUGAGAAAGAAUGUCUACCGGCGGUUGCACUUUCUCGUCCGAUGACAUCGUGAUUAAGUCCCCAACUGAUAGACGGUUGUACAGAUACAUACAACUUCCGAAUGGCCUCUGCGCUCUGCUAGUUCACGAUCCCGAAAUUUACUCUGAAGAGAAUACUGAACGUGUUGAGAGUGCUGAGGAUGAAGAUGAGGAGGACGAAGAUGAGGACAGCGAUGAUGAAGAAGACGAAGGUGACGAUGACCUGGACGAGGAAGAUGAGAACGAAGAGGAACAAAGUUGUAAAGCAAAGAGUGUCUAUCAGUCCAAGCAGGCUGCAGCAGCAAUGUGCGUGGGCAUGGGUAGCUUCUCCGAUCCUUUUGAUGCCCAAGGCCUUGCACAUUUUCUAGAACACAUGCUCUUCAUGGGGAGUAAAGAUUUCCCGGACGAAAAUGAGUAUGAUAGUUACUUGUCCAAGCAUGGUGGUACAUCAAAUGCUUACACGGAGGUUGAGCAUACAUGCUACCAUUUUGAAGUCAAAAAGGAGUUUCUUGAAGGUGCAUUGAGAAGAUUUUCUCAAUUUUUUGUUUCACCUUUGGUGAAAGUUGAAGCCUUGGAUCGUGAGGUCCUCGCCGUAGAUUCAGAAUUUAACCAGGUUCUGCAAAAUGAUUCUUGCCGCCUUCAACAAUUGCAAUGUUUUACAUCAGCGCCAGGGCAUCCUUUUAAUCGCUUCUUCUGGGGGAACAAGAAAAGCUUGGUUGAUGCAAUGGAAAAAGGAGUUAACUUGCGGGAGCAAAUAUUCAAAUUGUAUAAUGAUCAUUACCAUGGUGGUGUGAUGAAACUAGUAGUCAUUGGAGGAGAAACUUUAGAUGUGCUCGAGAGCUGGGUAAUCGAGUUAUUUAGCUGUAUCAGAAAAGGUCCGUCAUUAAAGCAAGAAAUUAAGAUGGAGAAUCAGAUCUGGAAAGCCGGUAAAAUUUACAAGCUGGAGGCAGUUAAAGAUGUUCAUAUACUUAAUUUGUCCUGGGCGCUACCUUGCCUCCGAAAGGACUAUCUGAAGAAAUCAGAAGAUUAUCUUGCUCAUCUAAUUGGGCAUGAGGGUAGAGGGAGUUUGCUUUUCAUUCUAAAAGCUAAAGGUUGGGCAACUUCGAUAUCUUCUGGUGUUGGAGAUGAAGGGAUGCAUCGUUCGUUGAUUGGUUAUGUUUUUGGUGUAUCCAUUUAUCUUACUGACUCUGGCAUGGAAAAGAUCUUUGAGAUUAUUGGCUAUAUAUAUCAAUACCUCAAGUUACUACAUCAAGUUUCUCCGCAAGAGUGGAUUUUCAAGGAACUUCAGGAUAUUGCAAAUAUGGAGUUUAGAUUUGCUGAAGAACAACCUCAAGAUGAUUAUGCUGCAGAACUUGCAGAGAAUCUGAUUAUUUACCCCCCUGAGCAUGUUAUAUGUGGUGACUAUGCAUAUAAGAUUUGGGAUGAAGAGAAGAUCCAAUAUCUGCUGGGUUUCUUUUCCCCAGAAAACAUGAGAAUCGAUGUAGUAUCAAAGUCUUUCACCAAGCUUGAAGAUUUGCAAUGUGAACCAUGGUUUGGAUCACAUUACCUUGAGGAAGAUAUCCCCACAUCUUUGAUGGAAUCAUGGAGGAACCCAACAGAGAUUGAUACGUCUCUACAUCUCCCAGCAAAAAAUGAGUUCAUUCCGUGCGAUUUUUCUAUUCGUGCUGAUGGAUAUUCAAGUGAUUCAGCAGAUUUAAUUUUUCCAAAAUGUAUACUUGAUGAACCACUAAUGAAAUUAUGGUACAAACUUGACAAAUCAUUCAAACUCCCUCGUGCAAAUACGUAUUUCCGGAUUGCGCUAAAGGGAGCUUACCAAAGUGUGAAGAACCAUGUGUUGACUGAAUUAUUUAUUCUACUACUUAAAGAUGAGCUCAAUGAGAUCAUAUAUCAGGCCAGUGUUGCGAAGCUGGAGACAUCUGUGUCUCUUUUUAGUGACAAACUAGAGCUAAAGGUGUAUGGCUUUAAUGAUAAGCUUUCAAUUCUAUUAUCCAAAGUUUUGGCACUGGUCAGAUCUUACUUGCCAACUAAUGACCGUUUCAAGGUUAUUAAGGAAGAUAUGGAAAGAACUCUUAGGAACACUAAUAUGAAGCCUUUAAAUCAAUCAUCAUAUAUGAGAUUGGAAGUACUCUGUCAGAGUUUCUGGGAUGUAGAUGAGAAAUUAUGUUGCCUAAAUGGCAUCAACCUUGAUGAUUUGAAAGGAUUCAUUCCAGAGCUUCUUUCUCAGGUCUACAUUGAAGGCCUGUGUCAUGGAAAUCUUUUAGAGGAAGAAUCAAUUGCUAUAGCAAAUAUAUUUACAAAUAAUUUCCCUGUGCUUCCACUUCCAUUCGAAAGGAGGCAUAAGGAAUAUAUCACGUGUCUUCCUAAUGGAGCUAAUCUUGCCAGGGAUGUCAGGGGGAAGAAUAAGGUGGACACAAACUCCGUGGUUGAGCUUUAUUUCCAGAUUGAACCAGAAUCUGGGCCUGGAUUAAUUAAAAUGAAAGCCUUGAUAGAUCUCUUUGAUGAAAUUAUACAGGAACCAUUUUUCAAUCAGCUUAGAACAAAGGAGCAGCUAGGCUAUGUUGUGGAUUGCAGCCCACGGGUUACAUACCGCAUUUCAGGGUUUUGUUUUCGUGUUCAGUCUUCAGAGUACAACCCAAUUUACUUGCAAGGAAGAAUUGACAGUUUCCUAAAUGAUGUGAAAGGACUAUUGGAGGGACUGGACGAAAAAACCUUUGAUAGCUACAAAAAUGGAUUAGUUGCAAAGUUGUUGGAAAAAGAUCCUUCUCUUUCUUAUGAAACUAAUCGGUUUUGGGGUCAGAUUGUAGAUGGAAGGUAUAUGUUUGACAUGUCUGAGAAGGAAGUUGAGGAGCUCAAGAGCGUUCAGAAGAAAGACAUUAUUGAUUGGUAUCAUACCUAUUUGACGAAAUCAUCACCGAUGUGCCGCAGUCUCGUAAUUCGAGUGUGGGGUUGCAACACUGAAUGGAAGGAUGCUGAAACACAAUCUACAUCCCUACAUAUUGAUGAUCUUGCAGCAUUCAAGAUGUCAUCCAAAUUCUAUCCAGGCAUUUGUUGAUGAACUUUCUUAGCUGUGUCACCACUCAUUUUUAUGAGACAAAUUUUACAACCCAAAAUUAAUAUUCCAUUUUUUAUUGUUUUCAUGUAAAAACGUUUUGAGCUAUUUCCUUUGGUUCUGGAGGCACAAAGGACUUUGCGCUUUAUUUUAUAUUUUUUUAGAUUAAUCUGUGUGUACUCAUGGAGUUGACUUAUUUUUAAGAGAUUUGUGAACUUUGGAUCUAUGUUUCUUGUUGAUUCAUCAUAAUAAAUAUUUAAUUUGAUCUAUUGUUUCAU